AUGUCUGCUUUAACUAGAUCCAGGGCAUUUACAGCUCCAUCCCUCUCAUCUGGACUCAUUCCUGUCACCCUGCCCGAAUUACCAUGCUCAUGUCUCCCGCCUCGACCGCCCGUGCCAUCCUACGGUUAUCGUGUUGAUGAGUACAUUCAAAACCACAGGGUUCAGUCGUCCCUUUCUCCCAGCGACAGCGGUACUCCGAGCCAUAUUGCCGACGUGAACCUGGACUUAGGAGAUCCAGCGCGACUAGAUUCUCCAGAUAGUGAAGUCCGGUCAAUAGAAUUUGGGCUCGAUACUCGUGUCAACGUGACUGCGGAAGUCCCGGAAUUGGCUUCGUCCGCUCUCACCCAAGCUCGAAGUGUGACACAAACUGUAGACGACCAGUGGUACGAAUCAACCUUGGACCUGCAGAGCAUAGGGGAGGAUCUCUUUACUACCUAUAAACAACGUCGUUCCGAGUUAAGAACUAUGCUCCGUACCGCAGAUUCUAUCCUCAGUCGGUCAACACUAGGAGACCAUAAUACAUGGUUGCGAUUUCGUCAAGUCAGCGAGGCUGCCCAAAGUAGAUUGAGAUCGUUGGACGACCUCAUCUACGAUCGGUCACGGCUCCGAAGUGGUCGAGGACAGGCAACAUCGUCCCGGGCCACAAAGCCAUGGAGACGAUGGUAUUCUUUUGUCAAAUCGCACCUUAUAAUGUGCCAACUUUCCCGGGACACACUUGAAAAGUGUAUUCAACAAGUGGAUAAUGAGCUUGCCCGCAGUACGGCUGAUGAACCGUUUCCACAACAUCAACUCCUCAGCUCGUACAUUACAGAAAUCUGA
Messenger RNA from Tremella mesenterica DSM 1558, 819 nucleotides. RefSeq lists its product as uncharacterized. NCBI's taxonomy places the organism in Eukaryota, Fungi, Basidiomycota, Tremellomycetes, Tremellales, Tremellaceae. The transcript has a single exon. The record is from RefSeq and is a predicted model, not a curated record. Bases 1 to 819 code for a protein of 272 amino acids.